This is a messenger RNA of Hyalella azteca, 1537 nucleotides long. Its product is annotated as neural cell adhesion molecule 2. Gene Ontology annotation, cellular component: neuron projection membrane. Bases 333 to 1238 code for a protein of 301 amino acids. Gene Ontology annotation, biological process: synapse organization. Lineage: Eukaryota; Metazoa; Arthropoda; Malacostraca; Amphipoda; Hyalellidae. The record is from RefSeq and is a predicted model, not a curated record. The transcript is spliced from 6 exons.
GUAACCUGUUUAUAGUUUCAAAAAGCCGAAAAUCUUGAAGAUGGACAAUUUAAUCAAAACCUAAAAUAUCCAGGUGCAAUUAAAAUAUCGCUUUUCGAAAUAAUGAACAAAUGCAAGUAAUAAAUCUGAACAAUUGCAUAGCAACAUGAUUGAAACAUGCACAAUGUGUUAUUGCAGGACAGCUAAUUAAAUUGAAAUAGGGCAGCACUGCAGUGCAAAGUACAAACUCCAGUAAAUUAAGAUAGCUGGCCUUGCUGGCCCUACUAACAGUGCGUAAUUGUGUGCCGGUGUAGCGCAGCGUUUCUCUUAGUGAGCCCUGAGCGACAUCCAAUAUGGCGUGGCCAUCGUUAUGCUCAAGAAGAUUGACAACAACUAACAGUUAUGCUUUGCUGAUGCUCGUGCUCUUGCUCCAAAAAGCCGGAAAAGGAUUCUCGAAGGCAGAAACAGAGCCGGCAAACACGAGCGUGGCGGCGCUGGAUCAGCCGCGCUUCAGCCACGAUCAGCUGACCGUGAACAUCUCUGUUCAGCGCGGCAGCUCCGUGCAUCUGCACUGCAAAGUUACUGGCCUCAGAGAUCAGUCCGUCUCGUGGUAUCGCAGAAAGGGCUCAGAAAUUCAUCUCAUCACAUGGGGAUUCCAGACCUAUCACAAUGACGACAGGUUCUCGCUGACGUACGACCAUCCACAAGACUGGCGCUUGCGUAUAAAAUACGUGCAGGACAGAGACGAGGGCACGUAUGAGUGUCAGGUGUCCACGUACCCUCCAUUGACACGUACCAUACACCUGCACGUGGUCGUGCCAGCAAUCCAGAUCCUGGACGACCGAGGCGAAGUUCUAACCGAGAAGUUCUACAACAGCGGCUCGACCAUCGAACUUCAGUGCGUGGUUGCCAACGUACCGACGGCCUCGUCCCUGCAGCUCGCUUGGUACCACGGAGAGAACAGACUUAACUAUGAUGCUCGCCGUGGGGGCGUUAGCGUUAAGACAGAACUGCGCGGUACUCUGGCCAAAAGUUGGCUCAGAGUUGGUGACGCUAAGACCGAAGACUCUGGCAUAUAUUAUUGCAACGUCACAGAGCUGUCUGCUACAUCUGUCACCAUACACGUCGUAGCAGAGAAAUACCCAGCAGCCAUGCAGGGCGCCUGGAGCCCCACCACAGACCGCGGUGUCCCGUGGCUGGUAACCACCGUCCUGGCGCUGCUUUGGUUCAGCGUCUGCAACUCCUGCCGCGAUAGAUGAACUUCCUCCUUCAGUAGUAUCGGCAUUAAUUGAUUAAUUGUGAUCAAUCAAUUAGUUAAUUAAUUGUGAAUGAUUCAUUAAUUAAUACAAGGGAGCAAGGUCGUGAUCUGCCAAGUAUAACAAGAUAUUUUAUCGGGCAUCAAGCAGUUCAGUGCAACGCGACGCGUUUACCAAAAGUAAGAAAUUUUGUCGGCUUAGUUUUGGGCACUCACAUUUUUUGGUACACAAAGCAAGCCAACCAUCACAAGUUCAAAGGUUCACUCAUAACCCGGAUUUUUGCUAUUUUUAUUUUGCUUACA